AUGACUUUCAGCAAUUGUCAUUCAAACUCUCCGUUCCGGUUGGGUCCUGUUCUUUCUCCUCCCGUUGAGAUCAAUUCUCUCGGCCCGGAAAUCAUGCUCUCCCUUAUUGCCCUCCCGGCAUUUGCGCUCUUCGCUACAGUGCAAGGCAUCCCAUCCCAUCAGCCCCAUCUCCACAAACGAUGUGGUCCUGUCCAAGAAUUCUACGGCCAGCAUCAAGGAGACUGGGAUAUCUACAAUACAACCGACUGGCUGAAUAACUGGUGGGACAGCAACACCGACCAGACUUCCAGCAACACGGCCGGAUUCGCCGGAGCAUUCGGACAAUGGGCCAUGGGAAACCCAGACUGGUCCUGCAGUGACAGUGGCUCCGAUACCGACUGCGACCUGAAUCUAUGCGACAAUCGAGUCCUGAAUGAUAAGGGUGAUGACAUUCGUCCUGCUUAUUAUGUUCUCGAGUCUGUUAAUCGACUCCAUACUUACUUCACUGGUCUUGGGGAGGCGUUCACGACGACCGCCCUUGGGGCUGCGCUGUCGAAGGAUGAGUGGGCUUUGACGUUUUAUAAGGAUAAGGAUGACAAGAGCGUCACGGCACUCAAAGAAGCGCUUAAUGCUGUGACCACUAUCGUUGGCAUUGGGGUGACUCUUGCGGGCUUGGGUCCUGCGGUCGGUGGAGCGGUUGCUGGAGCUGGGUCUGCGCUACUUAGUGGCGGCAUUGCGGCGGGUAAUCUAGUGCUUGGGGAUCACAAGGAUGACACCUUCGAGAAAUCAGCCGAUCUCGGCAGCAUCCUGGGCACCGUCGUCGUCGACUCCCUCAAGUCUUUCACAACAGCUAACAACGACCUCAUGUCCGGAAAAGAGUAUAACGAGGCCGAUAUCCGAUCCUACCUUUCAGGAGGCGCCUUCCUCGACUACCCAGGGGUAGACAAGAACGCCGUGACCGACUCCAUGACAGCCAUGAUGGUUGGAACAGCAAUUAACCAGCUCUAUCGGACACAGAAGAUCUUCGUCAUGGGCGGUGGAGCAUGCGGUGAUAACCAAGGCAUUGGAUCAGGACCCCAAGAAGCCCUCAUCUGUCGUGAUGAUAAGGCUUGGUAUCUAUAUUACUGGCAGGAGAACGACGUGGUUUCCACCACCGCACAUCAAUGGGGAUGGGUGGCGUCACCACCGGGUGCGGAUCAGCUAGGACAAGGUUCGUAUAGCGGUGUCAGCGUUGAGGAUAUCAUCAACUCAUCCCUUGAUGCGUUUAAUGCCGCUGGGUUCGAUUAUAAUGCCGACAAAGCAGCGGAACGAGCGUCCGAUGCGAUCUCGAACGCGUGGGCCAGUCCUGGUGAGAAGGGCGCUUCGUGGGAGGGUGUGUUUACUAUUCCUGUCUGCGAUGUUGGAGGCGCAGUGGAUUCGGACUUUGAGAUGAAGGAGUAUAUUCUGCAGCCUUAUGGGCAUGACAUGCGUCCUGUUUGGUGCGGUGCGAUCUGUGGAGGUGAUCAACAGACAACUGAGAGUUUCAUUAACGCUGCUAAUAUGGGUGGCUUUAAAAGCCCGAAGCAUCUCUGUUCCGAGGAUCCGGGUUAUUGA
Messenger RNA from Aspergillus affinis, 1572 nucleotides. RefSeq lists its product as uncharacterized. The transcript is spliced from 2 exons. Bases 1 to 1572 code for a protein of 523 amino acids. NCBI's taxonomy places the organism in Eukaryota, Fungi, Ascomycota, Eurotiomycetes, Eurotiales, Aspergillaceae. The record is from RefSeq and is a predicted model, not a curated record.